GUAACACUUUAAAUUAUUUCUCUAAUUACUUAGUUACAAUGUACUUAUAAUGUAAAUCUUUUUGCAUGAUAUAAACCUAACCCUAAACCUAAACCCAACCACCAUAACUCUUUUCUGAUACAAUUGUAUACGUGCAUGUAUUGUAACUCUGAAUAAUAACAUUGUAUUUAUGUGUAAGUACACAUGUAUUCACUAAGUAACUACUAUGUAAAUACACAGUAAUGAGACUCUUAAUAGUGUCACCAUAAUAACAUCUUUUUUUCCAAUUACCCAAAACAUUUUUAAAAACUGAUUUUUAUUUUAAAAGAUGCUAUCUUCUCCGCUCAUUUAUUUGUAACCACAUAUUCCUGAUAGUUUUGAUAUUAGUGUUGACACAUCAUAUGUAAAUAAACUAGGAAAAUACUUUUUCUCAACUUUUUCUCUGGAACGUUCGCCAGGAGAAGGACGUUUUCUUCUAAACACUGCAGUGUAUCCAGUUCAUGCUCCCUCUUGCAACAAUACUGGAGCUCUGAUCAAAAUGAGUUCUGUAAAGUAGGAACAGAAAGCCAGAAUUGUUGCUGGAGGGAGCGAGAUAUGGAUACACAGCAUUCCUUAGAAGAGAUGUUUUGUUUUGUUUUUCUCUUGGCGAAUACUCCAGAGUAAACAUUGAGAAAUGUGUUGCCCAGCUGAUUUUAGGUGUGGGAUUUAAACAUUUUAAAAGAUAAUACAGUAUUCUUAAAACUAUAACGCAGUGAUACAGACAUCAAAAGACACAGGAAGACCACCUGAUCGUCAUCUGCUGUGAUCACAACAAUGUUAUGGUUUCAAAAACUACUGCUGCAGUGUGCUUUUCUAGAAGUGAUAUGUUUCUCCUUUGUAUACAAUACUCGAAACUGGGCAAAAAUACCAACACGUGUAUCAGCACUGAAAGGGUCCUGUGUCGUUAUACCGUGUUUAUUUAACUUUUCUCGUUUUGACGAAUAUGCUAAAGACGUGCUUGGCAUGUGGCAAUAUGAGAAUUUUGGAAAAUACAUAAAUCACCCUAACCCUUUGGAAGUAGUGAGCAAUUUUAAGCGACGUACAGACCUGAUUGGAGAUUUGCAAAAGCAUAAUUGCACUCUGAAGAUUGAUGCAGUGAAAGUCGACGACACUGGUCCAUUUUGUUUUAGAUUCGAAGUACCAGGGAUUGAUCGGGCAUCAUAUAUAAAUCAUACAGUAUUGAUCCACGUUAAAGAUUCUCCAGAUGUACCCUCAAUAAAUCGCUUGUCAGAUGUCAAAGCUGGGGUUGAUUUAGCUGUGACUUGCUCGGUUCCUCACACUUGCCCAUCAAACCCGCCUGCUAUUACCUGGAGCCGCACCAAUGCCACUUUGACAGUUCACCACAAAGCAACGGGGAAUGCAAUGUGGGAAGUGUCUUCAGUCCUCAAAUUCAUACCAUUAGCGAGUGACCACAUGAAUCGCCUGACAUGCACUGCCCAAUACUGGGGAGGACAGCAAGCAAAUAUCUCUGUCUUGUUAAAUGUCAAAUACAAGCCAGCGAUUCUGUCUGAAUCAGCCUGCACCGUUGACAUCACAGGACAGGUGACUUGUCAGUGCAUCGUGGAUUCCAACCCCCCACCUUUGAUUGAGUGGCGUGUUUCUGACAGCAUCCUGAAUGAGUCUAACACCGGUCUGAAAUCGUUUUCCGUUAAUAACAGCAGAGGAGAGCAGAACACAGUCACAAUAGGAGUUCUGCAGGGAGGGGUGGCCUUCACAGCAAACAUCUUCUGCUCUGCCACCAACACCCUGGGGAAAGCCUCACUGUCAUUCACACGUCCAAUGAGUGAUCUCUUCAUAUACAUAACAAUCUCUGUUGUGGCUGCUGUGUUGAUUAUAGCUAUUGUGGCUGCAGUGAGACGACUGAGAAUAAAGAGAAGCGAGAGGAAACAACAAGCCCCGGAAAUUGCUUUCAGAAAUAAUUAUGGAAAUACUCAGGGUGAUAUCGCUAAUGAUAUUUAUCAAAAUGCUCAGCUGGAAACAAAAUCUGGAACCCCAGAUGGUUUCACUAAUGAUGUUUAUGCAAAUGUUCAGGCAUUUAAAGUAGUUGAAGACAUUUACGAGAAUGUAGACGCCAACAUUGGACCAUACAAGGACUACAGAACGAAUCGCCACAAAUAGAAUCCGCGUCGCUGGAACAACAGUGUGAAAACAAACAGAAUAUCGACUAACCAGAAGAGGAUUCGAUUCAUAUUCUUUUGAGUUGAUGUUUUCUAUCAUAGUGAAUAUUUCUGCUAUUGUAAGGUGAUAAUUCUAAUUACUAUUGCAGCUGCAACCAUAAGUAUUAUCUGAUUUGGUGUCCACCAAUUUGAACUAUUUAGUUGUGACAGCUUUUAACUCAAACCUUUACAGGGCCUAGCAAAACCUUUAAACAGCUGUAGCAUUCUGUCAUGUGAUUUCCAGUGUUGUUGUAUUAUUUUCUAUUUGAUUGUGCUGGCCAACAUUAACUGUCCUUUGCAUCUGUGACUGAUUUGAAAAAAAAAAGCUUAUGGUGUGAUU
Acipenser ruthenus (sterlet) is the source of this 2514-nucleotide messenger RNA. RefSeq names its product myelin-associated glycoprotein-like. Lineage: Eukaryota; Metazoa; Chordata; Actinopteri; Acipenseriformes; Acipenseridae. Bases 793 to 2136 code for a protein of 447 amino acids. The record is from RefSeq and is a predicted model, not a curated record. The transcript is spliced from 10 exons.